AUAUUAAAGUGGGCCACAUUCCUCACUGGGAUGUUUUUUUUUUAAACUAAAAUCCAAAGCAACAAACACAUUAUUAGUCGAAUUUUCUGACUUUUCUUCCCCUCCGAACCCUCCUUUCCUUCAUGAGAACCAGCAGUAAACAGGCUGUAAGCGCGGCUCCGCCUGGAUCUCAGGCUGGAAACUCCUCCCCAGAUCACAUGUGAGGCGAGGGAAAAGGUUCAGGGUCUGCAAUGUGCCUUCGCUUCAUGACAGCUAGUAGUUUUAUUUCAUAAAGUGGUGAACGGCUUCUGAAUGGAUGUUUGUGCUUCCAGCAGAUAGAUCGAGAGUCGUUUGCAGGUUCAACCAAGCAGCACAAUGGUGGACUGGGACUAUGACUAUCUGAUCAAGCUGCUGGCGCUCGGCGACUCGGGCGUGGGAAAGACCACCUUCCUCUACAGGUACACGGACGGCAAGUUCAACAGGAAGUUCACGACCACGGUGGGAAUUGACUUCAGAGAAAAGAGAGUGGUUUACACGGGAACCGGUGCUGAUGGGACGAGUGAGAGGAACUUCAGAGUCCACCUCCAGCUCUGGGACACAGCGGGUCAGGAGAGGUUUCGCAGCCUCACAACGGCUUUCUUCCGAGAUGCAAUGGGCUUCCUGUUAAUGUUCGACUUGACCAAUCAGCAAAGUUUCAUUAACGUCAGGAACUGGAUGAGUCAACUUCAGGCCAACGCGUACUGUGAUAACCCAGAUGUGGUGCUGGUGGGCACUAAAGCAGACAUCAGAGACACGAGGAACGUGAACGCCAAACUGGCCAGAGAGAUGGCUGACAGAUACGGCAUCCCCUACUUCGAGACGAGCGCUGUGUCGGGAGUGAAUGUGGACGCCGCUGUGCUCACCCUGCUGAACCUGGUGAUGAAGAGGAUGGAGCAGAGCACGUAUGGGGCUCCCGGCCCUGAACCCAACGGCAGCCCCACGGCCAGCCAUGAGGUGGAGGAGGCCCCCAUCAGGAGGUGGUGCUCCUGUUAAUGUUCCCAGCAGCAGCACCAACGGCGUAGGAGAAACAGACUUUAAAAAGAUUUAUUGGAAUCUCUCAUAUUUCUUUUGGUUUCUCUUGUAUCAAGAACAGAAUAAAUUACUUUUGUCAGUUUG
Poecilia latipinna (sailfin molly) is the source of this 1134-nucleotide messenger RNA. Its product is annotated as ras-related protein Rab-27B-like. Bases 355 to 1011 code for a protein of 218 amino acids. The transcript has 6 exons. Gene Ontology annotation, molecular function: GTPase activity; GTP binding. The record is from RefSeq and is a predicted model, not a curated record. Lineage: Eukaryota; Metazoa; Chordata; Actinopteri; Cyprinodontiformes; Poeciliidae.